This is a messenger RNA of Megalops cyprinoides (Indo-Pacific tarpon), 1598 nucleotides long. RefSeq names its product homeobox protein aristaless-like 3. The record is from RefSeq and is a predicted model, not a curated record. Gene Ontology annotation, molecular function: DNA-binding transcription factor activity, RNA polymerase II-specific; RNA polymerase II transcription regulatory region sequence-specific DNA binding. The coding region runs from base 40 to 1152 and encodes 370 amino acids. The transcript is spliced from 4 exons. NCBI's taxonomy places the organism in Eukaryota, Metazoa, Chordata, Actinopteri, Elopiformes, Megalopidae. Gene Ontology annotation, biological process: regulation of transcription by RNA polymerase II.
ACAACCCCAGAAGUUGAAAUCUUCGGGCUAGACUGGGCGAUGGAGGCGGAAAGUUGUUUGUCUUUUUGUUCCCCGCCUAACAGGACAACCCCGGACGAUUCUCCAGCUUUGGAGCACAGUUCCGACUCUUUUCGCCCCGGUGACGAGCUGCAGCAGGCUGUCCCGCACCACCUUCACGGCCAUCGGCAAGGUUUGCGCGGGGAGUUUUACGGCCCCGCGGCAGCGGCGAGGUUCGCCGACACUCCGGGGGACUUUGCUCACAGCAUGGUGACGCCGAACGCCCGCGCCUUGCCAGUGAAACUGCACAGCAAAUAUUUGGAAACUGUCAACCAAAGUCAAAAGGGUUUGUCGCUGAGCGGGAAGACCGCGCUCUAUGAGAACGUCCCUGAGGCCGGGGAGAAGAGCCUCUCCAAGCCCCUGGGCUUCCCCGCACAGGCGCCCUACUGCUGCAGCAAGCCGAAGGAGCCGACGGCGGCCGAGCUCCCGGGGGACUCCAUCGCCGACUCCAUCGACCUGUCGGGCAAGAGCAAGAAGCGCCGCAACCGCACCACCUUCAGCACCUUCCAGCUGGAGGAGCUGGAGAAAGUGUUCCAGAAGACGCACUACCCGGACGUCUACGCCCGCGAGCAGCUGGCCCUGCGCACCGAGCUGACGGAGGCCCGCGUGCAGGUGUGGUUCCAGAAUCGCCGGGCCAAGUGGAGGAAGCGGGAGCGCUACGGCAAAAUCCAGGAGGUGCGCAACCACUUUGCCGCCACAUACGACAUCUCCAUCCUACCUCGCUCAGAAACGUACCCCCAGAUCCAAAGCAACCUGUGGCCGGGGAGCGGCUCUGGGGGAGCGGGGGCGGGAGGGGGCUGUGUCCUCAGCCCCGACAGCAUGCCCUCCUCCUGCAUGACCCCAUACUCCCACCCCCACAGCAACCUGCCGGGCUUCAUGGGCAUCUCCACGUCGCCCGGCCCUCACCACCACCACCACCACCACCCGCACCCCCACACGGGCAUCAACAGCCUCUACCCGCUGCACGGCUUCCCCGGGGCCCUGGGGGCCCACUCCUUUGAACCUGUGCCCGAGUCCGACUACAAGCCCUCGGGGCUGGUGGCCCUGCGCAUGAAGACCAAGGAGCCCGGCGGCCUGCUCUCCUGGCCCACAUGACGCUGGCGCUGGCCCCCUUGCUGACUGAGACGCUGUACACACGCACGCGACCCGUGCCAGCCCAACUGGCACCUCCGACUGCCGCUUGGCUGGUACAUCCUUCUGAGCAGACUGACAGGGGAGGGCGCUGAGGCCCCCACCCAGGUUUCUGCUAGAGAUUUCACCAUUUUCUUUCAUACAGCUCCUUGCCCUUUCUCCACACGUCCUUCUCCUCUGCUUCCCCAACAUCCUGGGCCCCUUGCCCCUGAACGGCUCCCCUUGAUUAUGCUCUGCAGGGAUGUUCUUUCCCACACAAUGCUGCACGAUGCUGUUGGAGGAUCAGAGACUGAGGAGCACUAAGCCAGUUGCUUCCCCUCUUUCUUUCAAAUGGGAAAGUCAGCUUGUUUAAUUCCUAGCCCCCUGUCCAUAUAAGUCAAUGUUGUGGAUGUCAGCUCUCUUUUGGACAA